Molecule: messenger RNA, 842 nt
Organism: Schizophyllum commune H4-8
Lineage: Eukaryota; Fungi; Basidiomycota; Agaricomycetes; Agaricales; Schizophyllaceae
Product: glycoside hydrolase family 16 protein
Exons: 6
Coding region: 9-701 (230 amino acids)
Biological process (GO): carbohydrate metabolic process
Molecular function (GO): hydrolase activity, hydrolyzing O-glycosyl compounds
Source: RefSeq, a predicted model, not a curated record
CGGCGGUGAUGCUGUCCGGCAGCGCACCGAUCGCUCAGGCUGCCACUACGGUCAUCCCCAAGGACUCCUUCUCGUCGUUCGACGAUUUCUGGAAGUACCUCUACCCGUGGGGAAGUGACCACAACGGCAGCGCUCGCAUGGCGGAGAGCCAAGUCGACGUCGACUCGGGCACGCUGGUGCUCAAGGCGACCCCAACGACGGUCUCGGACAAAGCGAGCAUUCACUACCUCAGUGGCGCUGUGCACUCGACCAAGCAGAUCACCGUCACCGCCGAGAACUCGUACACCGUGUACGGCGAGUUCAGUUCGCCAACUGCUAAGGGUACCUGGCCCGCCUUCUGGCUUAACGCUGCUUCUGGCUGGCCGCCUGAAAUUGACAUUGGCGAAUGGAAGGGCACGGCCGACAACUGGUUCAACACCUUCAACACGUCCUCGGCGGUCAAGUCCACCACCGUCCCGUGGCCCACGGACCUCUCCUUCCACUCCCUUCAGGCGGUGCUCACGGCGGAGCCCAACGGCGCGGACGUGCGCGUCGACUUCUCGAUGGACGGCGCGCUCAAGGCGACGCACUACGCGAAGGGCUACGUCGGGAAGACGCUCAACUUGAUCAUCAACCUGCAGAUGGAGGGCUCGUCUGGCACGCCGGCGCCUGCUGACGGUGCUACGUACCAGGCCCGCAACGUUGAGGUCACGAUCAACUAAGGUGGCCCCGUCGCAGGCUCAUCGAAGGGUUUGCUUUUCACUCUUUUUGCUUUCGUCUGUCAAGUCGAGCUGCGCUCAUUCCUUUUGGUCCCGUGCUUCAAUGUAAUGAUACCUCGAAUGUGAUGCCAUUCUUUCACCCUC